CCUGGACAUGCCAGGAUGUAUUGUGGAGUAGUUGCAUUUAGAAGAUGGGGAGGAAGUCCCAAACACUGUAAGUAAUCCAGGCUUGGGUUGGAAAAGUUACUCAUUAGCAGGUGAAAGGGUCAAGGGUCGAGGCAAAGGGGCUGGAAGCAGAGUGGACUGAGCAGCCAGUCCACGAGGCAAGGGGGAGAGCAGUUAAGGCACCAGCCACUCCACGCAGACCCCCAGCUCCCUCCUGCCUGAAGAUGUUCCACCAAAUUUGGGCAGCUCUACUCUACCUCUAUGGCAUUCUCCUUAACUCCAUCUACCAGUGCCCUGAGCACAGUCAGCUGACAACUGAAGGACUAGAUGGGAAAGAGUUCCCAGAGCCCCAUCUGGGCCGGUGGUACUUUAUCGCAGGGGCAGCUCCCACCAAGGAGGAGUUGGCGACUUUUGACCCUGUGGACAACAUUGUCUUCAACAUGGCCGUGGGCUCUGCCCCCAUGCAGCUCCAGCUUCGAGCUACCAUCCGCACGAAAAAUGGGCUCUGUGCGCCCCGGAAAUGGAUCUACCACCUGUCUGAGGGGAGCACAGAUCUCAGAACCGAAGGCCGCCCUGACAUGAAGACCAAGCUCUUCUCCAGCGCAUGCCCAGGCGGAAUCAUGCUGAAAGAGACAGGCCAGGGUUACCAGCGCUUCCUCCUCUACAAUCGCUCACCACACCCUCCCGAGAAGUGUGUGGAGGAAUUCCAGUCCCUGACCUCCUGCCUCGACUUUAAGGCCUUCUUACUGACUCCCAGGAAUCAAGAGACCUGUGAGCUGUCCAGUAACUGACCUGUGGCUUCAUCUGUGCCCCCCAGAUGGAUACAGUAGGAACUGAGAUUGUGGUGGGGGGAGAAGCUGGAGACUCUUAACUCCCUUUCAAGAAUAAAGAUGAUUUUUCAAUCCUCA
Molecule: messenger RNA, 926 nt
Organism: Orcinus orca (killer whale)
Lineage: Eukaryota; Metazoa; Chordata; Mammalia; Artiodactyla; Delphinidae
Gene: APOM
Product: apolipoprotein M
Exons: 6
Coding region: 243-809 (188 amino acids)
Biological process (GO): high-density lipoprotein particle assembly; high-density lipoprotein particle clearance; high-density lipoprotein particle remodeling
Cellular component (GO): very-low-density lipoprotein particle; low-density lipoprotein particle; high-density lipoprotein particle
Molecular function (GO): lipid carrier activity; phospholipid binding
Source: RefSeq, a predicted model, not a curated record